Messenger RNA from Dacryopinax primogenitus, 1710 nucleotides. RefSeq lists its product as uncharacterized. Gene Ontology annotation, molecular function: cysteine-type endopeptidase activity. Lineage: Eukaryota; Fungi; Basidiomycota; Dacrymycetes; Dacrymycetales; Dacrymycetaceae. Gene Ontology annotation, biological process: proteolysis. The coding region runs from base 26 to 1525 and encodes 499 amino acids. The record is from RefSeq and is a predicted model, not a curated record. The transcript has 13 exons.
CCACUCUAUCCAAUUGCACAUCAUCAUGCCUCGCCCCACCAUGCUCCGCGACUAUUCGAUCAAUGGCAACCCACCUCGCGAGCGAUGGUUCGCGGUCCUCAUCGGCAUACGCUACAGGGAUCACCCGAACGAGGUUCAGCUAGAGCACACGCACGAUGAUGUAGAUCAGUUCAGAAGAUUGUUGAUUGACAUCGGUUACCCCGAGGAGAACAUCAGAGUGUUCAUGGAUGGCGAUGAUGACCCUCCGGAUACCCUUCCGACGCGCACGAACAUAAUCGUGGGCAUCAAGUGGCUCGCGGAAAGGGCAACGCGCGACCCGGAGAACGGAUACAAGCUAAUGUUCUACUAUGCUGGUCAUGGUCAUCAGCAGGUUGACCCUACUCAUAAGGAGAAGGAUGGACUUAAUGAGGCAAUAGUUCCGAUGGAUGCCAAUAUUCGCAUCGAGAAGACUUUGGAGGGUGGCCGUGGUAGGGGGAAGGGAAGAUACCGAAAGAGGGCGCCGCGCUUCCGGGUAAUCCCCAACAACGUCGAAGAUAAUGGCUGCAUCAUCGACGACGAACUCAACGAGCUCAUGGCUAAGCCCCUUCCCGCAAGGAAUCGGCUUGUAGCAAUAUUUGACUGUUGUCAUUCCGGGACCGCUCUAGAUCUCAAGCAUGAAUAUCUUGCCAGCGAGGUGCCCUUCAGCUUCCGCUGCCUGUUCAAGCACAGAUUUCCCCAAUUCGCUAAAGCUAUUCGUUGGAAAACCAAGACAGACGAACUUUCGGAGCUCUAUGAUCCCGUUCUAGGACUGCGUCUUCUUCCCAUGUCGUCGCGUCGGCAUUCUUUGCCUUGUACGAAGGUCUCUGUGACCCGUGCAUUCGGCUUGGAACGAGAUCAGACGAUUGGAAAAGGCGUCGGCAUGGUCGUUUCGACAUCGCGCUGGACGUUCUCCGGUGUCCGCUGGGUUUACGGACAGAUGUUCUGCCGGUCUCAGAGGACAGUGCCGGGUGGUGUGAGCAACGACGAAUCAUAUCCAGCAGCUGCAUCGAUUUCCACCACUUUGUCUCAGGUCGAUGCAUAUCCAGUUGGCCUGAAAGGCCAGCACGAAAUUCUGGCAAAGAAUUUCAAGAUAUCAUCCAGGUUCAACAUGCUACGGCACUUUCUUUCCGGUUCCAGCCGCCAGCCGGAGUCAGCAAGCUCUGCCCUCCAUCGAACAAUCCCUGCUUCACCACCGGAGACAUUGUAUCAUGAAGAAAGCGUGGUAUUCGGGACAUUCCUGCAGCUUGAAGAACGCGUUAAACUCAGCGAUGACGAUGUGGUGGCCGACGUCAUCGCCAUCGGGGCAUGCUCAGAUGAUGAAGAGACCUUGGACAGCCGAAGCCUGGCUAAAGUCCUGGUUCGCUUCUACAACGGAAAUCUUGCGCAAGGCGUAACUUAUGCAGAACUGUUCUUAUGGUUAAGUCGGAGAGCAAGCCCAAAAAGGCCGGAGUUGUCAUCCUCACGGGAAAUGACCCGGGAACGUUGGGGGCAAUUUUUUGAUCUAUAAGCCGACACACCUCGUGUGUCCUGUGUUUUUCCUUGACUGCGGAAAUUUUGAUCUGCCGUUUCUGCUCUGCCUCGAGUUCAUUUUGUUCGCCCCAAGCUGCUUCCUCUGUAUAGUAGAUAUUCACGGACCAGGCAUUGGCACGAAGGGCGCUAAUCCGUUUUGUAUUGUAUUGUACAACCCUAACC